AUAUAAGGCGCUGGAUAAGUGAUUGCAAGUGUCUUACAUUUCCCUGGAGGCGCUUCCUUGUGGAAGGAAAGGCGGAGGAGUUCGUGGACUUAAGGAGCAGCGAUCAUGACGAAGAGAACUAAGAAGGCUGGAAUUGUCGGCAAAUAUGGCACUAGGUAUGGUGCUAGUUUGAGGAAGCAAAUUAAGAAAAUGGAAGUUAGCCAGCACAGCAAGUACUUCUGCGAGUUCUGUGGCAAGUAUGCUGUGAAGAGGAAAGCAGUUGGUAUAUGGGGAUGCAAGGACUGCGGUAAGGUGAAGGCUGGUGGUGCUUAUACCCUCAAUACGGCUAGUGCAGUGACGGUGAGGAGCACUAUUCGCCGCUUGAGGGAGCAGACAGAGGGAUAAUUGAGCCGGCUUUGGUAUAGUAGUAUCGUUUUUGGUAUUCUUUUCCUGUGCCAGAGGUGGCCAGGAUUUUGUGUUUCUUAGUUCAUUUUGUCCAAGUUGUAGCUGCGAUGAAAUAUCUAAUGGGAUUGAUGUUUAAAAGACUACUUCCACCAUACUUAGAUCUUAUUAAAUACCAAUCGAUUACCUCUUUAACUUCACCAUGUGAUGGUUCCAACACAUUUGUGAAGGUGUUGGUUGCAUGGAUCAGCUCUGAAUGUGUGUGUUAGCCAAGUUG
Telopea speciosissima is the source of this 658-nucleotide messenger RNA. Its product is annotated as 60S ribosomal protein L37a-1-like. The record is from RefSeq and is a predicted model, not a curated record. Gene Ontology annotation, molecular function: structural constituent of ribosome. The transcript has 5 exons. Lineage: Eukaryota; Viridiplantae; Streptophyta; Magnoliopsida; Proteales; Proteaceae. Gene Ontology annotation, cellular component: ribosome. Gene Ontology annotation, biological process: translation. Bases 106 to 384 code for a protein of 92 amino acids.